AUUGGUAUUCUGUGGAACACAAUAAUACGACGCUACAAAGACUUGUGACCAAAGCUGUAAAGUCUUUGUUGGCGUCACCUAGCAACCAACAAAACGCCAAGGAGACGACGACAAAAUGGCGACGGACAGAGAGAAGGAAGCCGCUGUUUAUCUGGAAAAACACAAAAUCUUCGACCUUAUGAAAAACUUGACCAGCAUGCUCUUCUUUUACAGACCCGAGGAUCCCAAAGAGUUUCUUAUUGAGAAACUGCAACAGCUGAAAGAAUCCCGAGAUGGUGGUUGUGGUGCAAAAGCGCCAAGUCUUCUUAGCCAUGCUAAUCUGGACGCAGCCUUCGGGAUUGUGGACCCAGCUAAUGAAAAAUAUGUCACUUUUGCACAAUACAAGCAGGCUCUGAUCUCAUUGGGCAUGAAAGACAUCAAUGAGUGCCCUGAAGGGGUAAAUGAAGACAAAAUAUCCUAUGAUACUUUCAUAGAAGAAGGGAUGCAGAGCCUGGAGAGAUGCUCAGCCACAUAUGCACAACGUUAAACUGUAAUGCUGCGUGCACAAUGAAAUGUUUAUAUGCACAUGGAUGUUGGCAAAGUAGGCCUUUUGACUUGUGCUGUGCUUUUUAAAAUAUACAGAUUUGUAUUAAUAUACAAUAGAUACAAUAGAAUAAAACAUUAAAACAUGUCUGAUUUGGAGGAAAUGAUGUAAACAAGUGUUUU
Molecule: messenger RNA, 705 nt
Organism: Doryrhamphus excisus (bluestripe pipefish)
Lineage: Eukaryota; Metazoa; Chordata; Actinopteri; Syngnathiformes; Syngnathidae
Gene: efcab10
Product: EF-hand calcium binding domain 10
Source: RefSeq, a predicted model, not a curated record